AGCCCAGAGCGCACAGAGGGAAAGGAGAGAGAGAGAGAGAGAGAGGGCAACAAAAAGUGGAGAGAGGUUUAUUUUACGCACGGGGGAAACAGGAGAGCGAGUUAAGGAAAGAAGCGUUGGAUUCUUUUUAUCUUUUUCUUUUUUUUCUUUUUCUUUGCCCUCCACUAAAUUCGGCUCCGUCUUCACUCCCAUGACUCCGAGGGGAUUCCAGUUGAAUUCAGCUCGACGGGAGGAAUUGAUGGUGUCUCUUCGGGGGAGCAGAGCCGAGGGGAGCAACCUGAGCGCGCUCGGCUGAACCGCACCAUGCCGGCCCUGUGGACCCUAACUUUGGCGAUCACUUUGAACCAAGCUUGGUGCGUUCGCUUCUCCCAGGAGCCCGCGGACCAGUCGGUGGUGCUGGGGGAACGGGUGGUGCUGUCCUGCGUGGUCUUCAACUACAGCGGCAUCGUCCAGUGGACCAAGGACGGCCUGGCCCUCGGCGUCGGCGAGGGUCUGCGAGCAGCCUGGCCCAGGUAUCGUGUGCAGCGGGCGCUGGACACCGGCCAGUACAACUUGGAGAUCUCCCACGCCGAGCUGUCCGAUGACUCGCUGUACGAGUGUCAGGCCACGGAGGCCGCGCUGCGCUCCAGGAGGGCCAAGCUCAAUGUGCUCAUCCCCCCCGAGGACCCGGUGGUCGACGGGUCCCCGGAGCUGCUGCUGAUGGCCGGCACUCCGUACAACCUGACCUGCGUGACCCGCGGGGCCAAGCCCGCGGCUCACAUCCAGUGGACCAAGGACGGAGUCGCUGUGGAGGGAGCCUACCAGUCCACGGAGGUGCUGCCGGACCGGAAGAGGGUGACGACCAGGAGCUACCUGCCCAUCUCGCCGGUCGACUCGGACAGCGGCAGCAACUUCACCUGUGUGGCAAGCAACCCGGCAGUGCCCAUGGGCAAACGGGCCAACAUCGCCCUCAAUGUCCACCAUCAACCCACAGUGACCCUGUCCAUUGAGCCUCGCUCUGUCCUGGAGGGCGAGAGAGUCACCUUCACCUGCCAGGCCACCGCCAACCCCCCCAUCAUGGGCUACAGGUGGGCCAAAGGUGGCGUGCUGCUGGAGGGAGCCAGGGAGAGCGUGUUUGUCACCACGGCGGACCACUCCUUCUUCACGGAGCCCGUGUCCUGUCAGGUGUUCAACGCCGUGGGGAACACCAACGUCAGCAUCCUGGUGGACGUGCACUUCGGCCCGAUACUGGUGGUGGAGCCGAGGCCAGUCACAGUGGACGUGGACUCCGACGUCACACUUAACUGCAAGUGGUCUGGGAACCCUCCUCUCACCCUCACCUGGACCAAAAAGGGCUCCAGCAUGGUGCUCAGCAACAACAACCAGCUGUACCUGAAGUCGGUGAGCCAGGCGGAUGCGGGUCAAUAUGUCUGCAAGGCCAUCGUCCCGCGGAUCGGAGUGGGAGAGACCGAGGUUACGCUCACUGUCAACGGUCCCCCCAUCAUCUCCAGUGAUGCGGUCCAGUACGCUGUCAGAGGGGAGAGAGGAGAGAUCAAGUGUUACAUCGCCAGCACCCCCCCGCCUGAUAAGAUCGUCUGGGCGUGGAAGGAGAAUGUGUGGGAGAAAGAGAAGGGCACCUUGAUGGAGAGGUACACCGUGGAGCAGAGCAAGCCUCCGUCCCAGGGCGGAGCCGUCCUCUCCACGCUCACCAUCAACAACGUCAUGGAGUCCGACUUCCACUCGCCGUACAACUGCACCGCCUGGAACGCCUUCGGACCGGGCACCAUGAUCAUCACCCUGGAGGAGACGGAUAUUGUUCCAGUGGGAAUUAUCGCCGGUGGUACUGUGGGCUCCUCCAUUCUGCUGCUGAUGUUUCUCCUGGCACUCGCCUUCUUCCUCUACCGCCAACGCAAAGGCAGUCGCCGGGGUGUCACCCUCGGUAAGCCCGACAUCAAGGUGGAGACGGUGAACAAAGAGACCCACAGCCUGGAGGAGGAGGCGGCCAACGUCUCCACGGCAACCAGAAUGGUCAAGGCCAUGUACUCCUUUUUGCCCUCUGUUUCCCUCUCUCCCUCCACUCAGCCGUUCAAAGACGACAUGGACCUGAAGCAGGAGGUCCGGAGCGAGAGCGACACCCGCGAGGAGUACGAGCUCAAGGAUCCAACCAACGGCUACUACAACGUCCGAGCCACCACCCACGAGGAGGCGCGGCCCCAGUCCCGUGCCAUCCACUACCAGGGAGAGUUCCGCUCCCCGAACCCCAACAGCGGCCCCGCCGGCGCCACGUGCGGCGGACCCUCAGCUGCCCCCGGCGCCGCGGUUCCCCCCAGCGCGGUGCCGGGCUCAAGGACAGGCUGCUAUGACCCCCGGCCGCCUUCCAGGAUCUCCCACGCCACCUACGCCCAGUUCAACACUUUCUCCCGGCCGCCGCCGAGCCAGCAGGUACCUCCCAAUCCGGCCAUCCAGUCGCCCGGAGAUUACCCCGGAGACUGCGGCAUGCUGGACGGCUCAACCCAGCUGGCCUAUGACAACUACGGCUACCCCUCCCAGUAUCCCAGCUACCGCCAAAUGGGCUUCGCUCCGCCCAUAGAGGAAGGGCCAGCCUAUGAGAUGUAUCCAACGGGACAAGGGCCAGGACCAGGGCCAGGACCAGGGCCAGGACUAGGGCCAGGGCCAGGGCCAGGGCCAGGACCAGGACCAGGGCCAGGACCGGCACAACAAAGUCCUGAAACGGGGCUGGGGAAUUAUGGAAGCUCCACUCGCUAUUCGUACUCGUCUCCACCCUCUGACUAUUCCCAGAGACACACACAGCGGAUGCAGACUCACGUGUAAGAACAUGUACACUCACACGCUUCUGGCAAAAAUCCCCACGUUUCUUUACGUGAACAUUCAAGAACCUGUUUUUCUUUCUCCAUAGCUAACAGUGCAUGGCACUUGGGUGAAUUCGCGAAACCGACAACGUCACAAGACAAAAAAAAAAACACAGCGAGUCCGCGGCAUCGCGUAAACCACAGGUAGCAGCAAUACAUAGGACACACGCAGAGCGACGGUCACACACACACGCACACGUUUGCGCGGGCCCUCCGCCGCGUGCAGCGUUCAUGCUUCGACAAAAGGCAGCGGCGUGCCACAAUCAGGAGGAGAGGCGCCAGAGAGGAGCGAGCACUUUGAGGACGGGAAGAAGACGAGCGCCAAGAGCUUGAGGGGGAGCAGCAAAAGAUAAAAAGAAGACAUCCUCCCCGCGACCCGCAUUUUUCCCCGCCACGCGUCUUCCCUCCGACCUCAUCCCUGUAAAUAAGUGCACACUUCAGAUUUGGAUCAUUUUAACAGUUCUUUCCUUGUACAAACCUAUACGGUGUGAUGCAGUGCCGUGACCUCAAGCAGACCUCCGUGUUGUCCACACGUUGUCGCGUUGCCUGACUCACAUAUACGACACACACACGCAGAUCCUUUUUCCAUGUAUUGCAGCAAUGGGGCAGCUUGGACUAUUACUACAUCUGGCACUUUGUGAUCCUCUAUCCCCACUUUUUUACAAGAUCUACCUUGAGUUCGGUGGGACGGAGCUUCCGAAGGGGGGGGGGUACAGUGAGCGCCCAGAGUGCCAAGGCUCAUGUGCCAACGCGCACGCGGACUUUUAGCGAGGUGUGUCUGUCUUUUGUAAAGUGCACGAUGAGAUGCUCCGGACGACGGCGGUUUCGCGGAAGGGGAACGGAGUGGUAGCAAGCAUCUCGGUAAACUCCGCCUCCUCCUCGUCCUCGUCUCUCAUUUUUAUCGCCAUGAUACAUUUCUUUACUUCACAGUUCACUCGAGGUCAACGCCGUAAACAGCAUUCGUGAAGCGCAAGUGUGGCUUUCUGCAUUUUGUACAAAAGAAGAAAAAAUACCUCCCCUUAUCCUCAAGUGUCAAAAAAAGGAUUUGUUUCUCUCACUUGCACAGUAGAAUAGAUUUUUUUUUUUUCCCUCCUCCAUAUUUAUACCGAGAACCGUGUUGGGGGGAAAAAAUAGCAUUACAUUUUAUAGUAUUUUUAUAAGGAGUUGUGGACCAAAGGUUCAGGGGUCAUUGGGUGCGGCGCGCUUUUUAAUGUGUACGUUACUGGAAACCUUCUGAGUUUCCUCGAAGAGAGACGGAUUGGUAUUUUUCAAGCGGAUGUUGUAGACGCAAAUUAGAAAAUUUUUAAAAGGGUUUAUUCCAAAAUGGUGACUAUCCGCAGCCGGAAGGGGAAUCUCUUGCGUUGGACAUAUCCCUGUUCCGGAGUGAAACUCUUCCUUUUUGACUUCCGGUCUUCUGACUGGACUGCCUUUUUUUUUCUUUUCUUUUUUUUUAAACGACGACGACAUUCAAGAUGGCGGAUGGAGAACGAGCUGCUGCUCCCUCCGAGCUGUGCCGGAGACACUUUGUGAGCGGUGAGACGGUUCAAGUGCAGUUCAACAUAUCAAGACGGAUGGUACGGCGGGUUCUCUCCAGCUCAUGCGGUACUUUGUACGUGUACGUGUAAGUAUGCUGGUUUCCUCACGGCAGCAAAAAAAAACAAACUUUGGUGGUAUUUUGUGUCGGCGAUUUGUGGUUUUUUCCUCAUUGUGUCGUGUCAUCUUUGGUUUGUGUGACCACACGGGUCCUGAUAAUCUCUUUUGGCUCCAACGUCUGCCCAUGCGGCUGUUAAAUCUCCAAUUACCCUAAACGUUUCCCUCAAAAGAAGAAAUCAGAUUUGUAACACUUGUUCCCUUAAAACAUAAACGUUAAGUUGCUUUGCUUGCUUUCCCAAUGGUGAAUGAGAAUUCACAGCAUGAGCAGUUGACAAAAGGCCGGCCGAUUGUAAUUUGAACAAUGUGGAUUAUUAUCUCUAUUACGUCGAGUGCAAAGUGUGAAUUAUCCAAUGAGAGGUUCCAUUGUCCUGACGUUGUUUUUCAGACAUGUAUUUGACUUGUGGAGAAUUUCGACCCUUUUACAAGUAGAACCUUUUUUUUUUCCUUUUUCUUCAAACACAGAUAACCAAUUGGCUGUUGGCAAAAAAAAAAUCAUACUUGGCCAACAGAGAGUUCUCUGACAAAAUUAUUGUGCUCCCUGUUACUCGCUUAUAAUUCUAUCCUCAAUGUGAAAACCUGAGUCUUAAAAGCAGCUGCUGAAACGCGGUCGGUGAAAGAGAGAGUUGUUGAAGUGGUCCGCCCACCGAGCUCUGAAUUCAACCUCUUUCAUCGCGCCGUCUCAGAACUCCACCUUUUCGACGGUGACAGUCGUUCUUUAAAUUAGACUUCACAGCUGCAGCAGCGUUCUCCUACCAGGUACUGAACUUGAGAUUACGAGGUUCCCUUCACUAAUGCGGCGCCGUAAGUACGUAACGCGCCACGUACUAUCGCUUCAACGUGGACAUUUUUUAGAACUCUUCCUGAAGGCGCGUUUGCUUUAUCAGACAGACAAAGUGAUGGGCUGAAUUCGACAAAGAGGCACCCACUUGUAGGGCUGGGCAAUAUGGCCUAUAAAUAAUAUUGCAAUAUAUUUUUGUUAUAUCGCGAUAUAUAUAUAUAUAUUUUUUGGCACUUCAUACAUGCACAAUUUAACCCUUUGACGCAUAAAUCACACCAGUAUGAUGAUUCUAGUCGUCCCCUGAUUACCCAUGUCUGUAUUAAAACGUUCUUAAAUCCUAAUUAUAUCCAUUAACGGUUUCUAUUGGGGACCAUUUUAAACUUCAAAGCUUGUGCCGGCGCCUUUAAAACAAUUCGUAGUCGCGGUAAUCGCGAUGUGGUCAUUCAAUACAUCUCAUGUGCAACGGGCCGCGAUACUCUGAACACAUUCGAGAGACCGCCCAACCCCUGACCACUUGUAUCUGCACAACAGCUCCUUCGAGCAGUCAGAAAUGAUCGCCGCCGAGAUGGCGCCUUGCGGGAAGAUCAUAGGCCGCAGGGUGAAAGCCAGAAAGCUUAGCACCUUCGGCAAGUAAUCAUCGAGUCUGUGCACUUGUGAGCCGCCCUAUCAACGCCUCGCAGAUACAGUAUAUUAUGGUAAUUUGGUGCGAAGGGGGCAGUAAAAGAAAUCCUAUUUAUUGCCCCUAUUUUGAAUAAACACUUUGAGAAAAGGAAACCGGAGCCGCAUCAUUUCUGAUUAGAAUAUCAGAUGGAGCCUUGUAGCUUCAAGGUCACUAUAUAAAGCCGCCGCUGCAGUUAUGGAGAGAAGAAUGGCAGAUGGAGCAGCCUUUUAAAUUUAUAUGGUUAUCACAGCCUUGGCACUGCAUACUAUUACCUCUUUACAACCUUUUUACGGAGUUGCGGCGGUGCAGCGGCCUACUUUGCAUCCGACUUGCAAUGUCCUCACGACCUUGUGCAGAGCGAGAGCGUUUGACACGGAGGAGGCGCUGAGGCCAACAGAUACACGGCCGGGUCGACCCGGGUACCGAGUCGUUUCCCCCCUGAGCUAUUUACGGCCUGUCGACAGUGCAUCCAUAUCAAUUUAUACGGAAGACGCCAUGUAGAUGCCAAAAGUGCAAGCUGGAUGUUUUUGAUUUGGCAGUGAGAAUGAAAUGUGGUUUUUUUUUUUCGGAAAGGGAAUGUAGAAGUGUUUACUUCACGUCUUUUUUGUCAUUUUUCUUUUUUCCCGCCUCUCACCUCAGUGUGUACCGACACUCCUUGCUCUCUGUACUCUCUCCUGUGCCAUAUGAAAAGCAGCUUCCAAACUUAGAGGAUAAAAAAAAAAAAAAAAAAAAUCACCGCAAACCUUUCUCUCGUAGCUUUCUUCCAAAACGUCUUCGAGAGCAAUCGAGCGUGUACAAAUGUGUGUGUGUGUGUGUGUUGAGGAUCUUAUUUUACAAACGAUAUAUAUCUAUAUAUAUAUAUAUAUAUAGCUUCGUGAACUCACGGCAUCCAUCCUCUGUAUCAGUUCACGAUCUCCGUUCUUUCUCUGAAAAUCUGUGUUUUGAAAGUUGCCUUUCCUCGGGAUUACUCUGUGGCGUUACGUCACCAGCGGAAGGAACGAAAAAGAGUGUGCUUAAACUUUUUAUGCACAGUAUUUUUAUUUGAUCUUGUACGCAUCGACUAAGGUGGUGGUGGGGGGGGGUCAUGAUGAAUCAACCCCCCCCCCCGAGCGAAGAAGGAGAAGAAACAGAGAAAAGAGAGAGAGAGUGGACUUCUGUGCAUCUGUGGCCAAAGUGACUGCUCUUCCAGGCCACAAAGAAAAUAGCUCAAAACUCCGUCUCAACUAGGCCAACCGGGCCUAGAACCAGGCCAGGCCCCACCAGCCAACUGCUCUGAUCCGCGCCGCGCGGGCCAACAGUGGCCCGUGUGGCUCGGAGUCCAUUUUUAACCUUUUGGAGGGUUUUUCUUUUUCGAGGGCGCCAAAAGAACACGAACCGAGCAGACGGACGGAUGCAGCAGCCAUGUGUGUUUAUUGUGUCUAUGUAUGCGAGUGUGUGUUUGAGAGUGUGUGUGUGUGUGUGUGUGUGUGUGUGUGCGCGCGCUUCUAAGUGCGUAUUUCCAUACGCGCGCAUCGUCGCCUGUGAACGUUGCAUGUGCGUCGGCAGCAGUGUGUGUUUUUUCGCGCCAUUGCACGUCUCUGUGGGGACCAGCGGGGCGCGGGAAAAUCCGGGUUCGACUGAUGACGCUUCAUGGAAUCGGAAAAUCCGAUCCGGUCAACCAGUCGCGUCGCCACCUGCUGGCACGACGGAGUCUCCUCCUGAGGAAAAAGCAAUAACACGUUGAUGUUUACAUUAGUGUAAUACUGAAGUUCAAUCAUUUUGGAGAAAAUAUUCAUAAUUUAAAGUCAAAGAUAUAAUCCUGAAGACUUCCAAUGAUCUCAAGGGGGUAUUUAUGUGGCCGAUAUAGAAAUCUGUGAUUGUCUACGUACUGUACAUCUUAUCUUCACACAGUAUUAGUCCGUCCGUUCGAAAUCGUCUGCACAUAAACGAGGAAAGACAAGGACGAGUGCCAACACACACCUCAUUUAAUGUGGAAGAUAACAGUGAAGACUGACGGCUGCCUUCUUUAGUCUUCUUCAAAAAAUGAAUAAAACUCAGAUCAGCAGAAAAUUAAAACUAUGUCAGAAUCGAUAAUGUAAAAAAACAAAAUCACCCAAUGAGUGUGAUUAGAUUAAGGCGGACACGGAUGCAGCGGCCGCUCUUUCCCAUUACAUAACACGUUUUAAGUCGGCCUCUCACCCAAUGGUUCACCACGAAGACGUUCAUAAAUAUUUCCCCCCUUAUUAUCAAAACUGCACUUGUGAAUAUCAAGAGGUGCCGCAAAUCGAAUGAGACUAAAAAAAUCUCCAGGAUUAUAACUAUGAGCGGCUUUGACGAGCCAGAAUUUCAUCUAAAUUUGAAUAAAGAAUAAUGAAUAUUGGCAGAAAACACGUUACCAUCAGCAUCUUAACUAAAUCCACAAAACAUGUAUAUAUAUAUGUGUGUGUAUAUAUAUAUAUAUGUUUCAGUCAUCAGUCAAACCCCAGUGGGGAAGCAGGCAGCUGAUUGGAUGGCGUGAAGGAGACACUGUGUGGCCUUAAGGAGACGAGGAAGGAGGCGAAGGCGGUCCGCUCGUCCCUCGUCCAGCUGCUGAAACAGCUGCAUUGCGAGUGAACGGGAUUAUUUGAUGCUCUUCUCGGCAUCAUCAAAAAAAAAAACAUAAAAGAACGCGUGAAGUGGACGUGUGCACGACGGCGAGACGGUUCUGUGUGUUCAAAUAAUACUUUGGUUUUUUUCUUCUUCUUAUCCCUAUAUAUUGUUCACAUGUUAUUGGUCACAUAUUAUGUUUGAGAACUUGUUUAUUCGAGAGAAAAGAAAUGUACAAAACAAACAAAAUGCUAUUGAUUUUCUUUUUGUUUUGUUUCUCUCUGUUUUCAUUUCUUCAAAAUUGUAUGUAAUUAUUUUUCCACCGUAUCCAGAAAAUAAAAGAAGACAUGGCUUUCAUAAAAAAAGAAAAAGAAAAAAGCUAUAUUCAUUCUUACAUCUUA
Messenger RNA from Scophthalmus maximus (turbot), 8907 nucleotides. RefSeq names its product kirre like nephrin family adhesion molecule 1b (gene kirrel1b). Gene Ontology annotation, biological process: cell-cell adhesion. Gene Ontology annotation, cellular component: cell-cell junction. The transcript has 15 exons. Lineage: Eukaryota; Metazoa; Chordata; Actinopteri; Pleuronectiformes; Scophthalmidae. Gene Ontology annotation, molecular function: cell adhesion molecule binding. The record is from RefSeq and is a predicted model, not a curated record. The coding region runs from base 304 to 2811 and encodes 835 amino acids.